Messenger RNA from Belonocnema kinseyi, 672 nucleotides. Its product is annotated as putative sugar lactone lactonase YvrE. Gene Ontology annotation, molecular function: gluconolactonase activity; calcium ion binding. The transcript has 4 exons. Gene Ontology annotation, biological process: L-ascorbic acid biosynthetic process. Bases 1 to 672 code for a protein of 223 amino acids. The record is from RefSeq and is a predicted model, not a curated record. NCBI's taxonomy places the organism in Eukaryota, Metazoa, Arthropoda, Insecta, Hymenoptera, Cynipidae.
AUGACUUAUGGAACUAUCGACCCGCAUGGCAGACUAUGGUUUGGCACGAUGAACAGUCAAGGACCACCGCGUGGAAGUGUGUGGUGUUACAAUCAAAAAUUUCCACCGCAUCUUAUGCAGCAGUUGAACCAGCCGAGACUUAGACCACAUAGCCAUGAGGGAAAUGAUUAUAGCAAUGGAAUCGUGUGGUACAUUAAGAAAGGACAACCUACCAGAGUCUAUUACAAUGAUGCUCUGACAAAUAAAAUUCAAUUGUACUUUUAUGACCUAAUUAACGGAUUCCUUGAAAAUUUUGUUGAAACUAUUUUUGACUUGAAUGAGUUCCAUCAAUAUGGUAUCAACGGCUCGCAUUGUCAUAUAGGUCGUAUGACAACUGAUGUCAAAGGUUGGCUCUGGGUGCCUCUUAUUGGAGGUUCAGGAGUCCUUGAAAUUGAUCCAUAUGAAAAACAAGUGCAUCGAUUUAUUCCCAUACCUGCACACGCAGUCACUGCAUGUGCUUUCGGAGGUGUUGACGGCAGUACUUUAUAUGUAACAACAUUAGGAUCUGGUCCUCGUCAAAGAGGUCCAAAUGCCGAUCAGGGUGGUGAGAUUUUCGCCGUCUCUAGACUUGGCUUAGGCGUUUUUGGAACUGAAGCCAGAGGAUUCUUAUCGACUCAAAAUGCAUCUCAGUGA